CACUAAGCAGCAUGGCAUAGCGUGUAUAUAUAAAAAAAACACCUUUAUCCGAAGCAGGACACCUAGAAAGAAGUCAAAGAAACGAAACCCAAGAUUAGGAUUAAAUGAAUCCAGAGCAUUGUGGGGUUUUGGCGGUUGGUUAGGGUUUAAUUUUAGAGAGAGAAAAUGAAAAAACAAAAGUGAUUCAUUCCAUCUCUCUUACGUUCUAUCCACCAGCAACCACGCCUUUCGUUUCCUUCCCUCUACAUUUCGUCUCCUCGCACUGUGUUGUCGGUCACGCACACUCUUCUAUCUACAGCUUACUGCAUUGAAGAUCUAUAUCUGGUUACGGAGAUCGGCAAAGCACUUGCUGUAGUUUAACGUAGAGGUGCAGGGAUGGAUAGGUGGGGUGUUCAUCAUCGACAGCCAUUCAUUGGUUGGCAUGGGGGAAAUGAGAGUUCUUUUCCUGAUGUUACUACCAAGGAAGAGGAAUCGGACAAUGACGAAGAAGACGUCAUUAUUAAAAAUGAACCUGUCUUUUUUCCAGAAUUUAAGAAAAGGAAGCGCCUCAGCCUCAGUCAGCUUAGAGAGGUGAAAGAGGAGUCAUGCGAGAAGCUUAGUCAGCUUAGAGAGGUGAAAGAGGAGUCUUGUGGAAAGAUUGGUCAGCUUAGAGAGGUGAAAGAGGAGUAUUAUGGGAAGGAAAGCGGUAGCAAGAGUAAGAGAAAGAAGAAUGAUAAUAAGGAAAGAUGGUCAAGCGAGAGGUACAAAUUGGCUGAGCAAAGCAUGUGGGAGGUAUUGAAGGCAGAGGGCGCGACUUUUGAAAGCCCAAUAACCCGAGCUGCACUAAGAUCAUCUGCCCGUAAAUUCAUUGGUGAUACUGGACUUCUAGACCACUUAUUGAAACACAUUGAUGGUAAAGUGGCACCUGGAGGGACUGAUCGGUUCCGAAGAUGGUUCAACACCGACGGAGUCAUGGAGUAUUGGUUGGAGAGUGCUGAUUUGGAUGGUGUCCGGCAGGAUGCUGGGGUGUAUGACCCCUACUGGAUACCACCAUCCACUGUUAGGGCAACCCCUGCCCCUUGCAAGGAUACUGAUUCUUCUGAUGAAUUGAAGCAACUUAAAAUGGAAAUGGCCCAAAUGAAGAAAGAUAUGCAGGAGCUCGUUGCCGAGAAGAAAAAGAAAAAUGAAAGUAACAUGAUGAAGGAGGCUUUCAAAGAACUUGUGAAGUGGAAAGCUAUAACUGACCAUCGCCUAACUGAAAUCAUGGCUUCCUUGAAGAAUUUGCAGGGCAAGUCUGGUGAAAUGGUGACUUGGAAAACCGAAGUGGAGCAACAUCUUAUGGACAUAACAAAUAAAUUGAAUGAACUUCAAGCACCAAGAGAAUGCACUACUUUUAGCCCUCCUUCAGAGAAAUGGAAAGAUUGGUUAGAAGCCACUAACCCAUGCAAUACCCAAGAGGAUGCAUUGGCAACUUGGAUCGGGAGUUCAGAACUACUUAAUGUUCCACAAGAGUGUUUACUUGAAUAUCCCUACACAGGCAUGCCAACUCAGCCACUCAAUGAAGAACCCACUAACAAGAAGAGUGAUGCGGAGGAGCUAAUGCCCACAAUGCAAGAUGAUCAACCCAAUGUCACCCCAGAUUCUUCUACAACUGUUAAUUCAAAGGCAGACAUUGACAACUCAUUGAUAAUGUUUCAGGAGAUGUUUAUGGAUUUAUUCAAAUGGAAAGAAAAGAUGGAGCAGCAGCUGCUGGAUGUAUCAAACACUGUAUAUGGCAUGCUAGCAAUGAAGUAGACUUUGCUCUGAGGUACCAGGCCUUAGGAUAGGAUUAUAACCCCAGCUUCUCUUCAAAAGUUUUUCUUUACUCUUUAAAAUGGUAGAGUUUAGAUAUCGUACAGCAUUAACAAUCUGAUACUGAAAAUCUUUGCCAACCACUAAGUUCAUGGAAGAGGUUGAACCUUGCCUACUUGUCGAGCUGCAAAUUGUUGAUAGGUUUGACUGGCCUUUUAUAGAGUAUAGUUUGUUCUAAUUUGAGAGGCAGGUCUUCGGAGGGUCUGAAAUUGGUUGUAUUAUUGACUUGUUGGUUAAGAUUACCAGUUCCUUUUAGUACAGGUCUUUAGGUAGGCUUUACCUGAAAUUUACAUAUUAGCUAGAAUUAUUUGAUGAGAAUUUGUACUUGACCUAUUGGGGGAACAAGUUGCCAUAUCUAUAUAUAGAAUUUCUGCAAUAUCAAAUAGCAUCUCGUGGAUUACAAAA
Molecule: messenger RNA, 2235 nt
Organism: Lathyrus oleraceus (garden pea)
Lineage: Eukaryota; Viridiplantae; Streptophyta; Magnoliopsida; Fabales; Fabaceae
Product: protein DYAD
Exons: 8
Coding region: 376-1773 (465 amino acids)
Biological process (GO): reciprocal meiotic recombination; meiotic sister chromatid cohesion; meiotic cell cycle
Source: RefSeq, a predicted model, not a curated record